Messenger RNA from Chrysoperla carnea, 903 nucleotides. RefSeq names its product zwei Ig domain protein zig-8-like. The record is from RefSeq and is a predicted model, not a curated record. The transcript is spliced from 6 exons. Gene Ontology annotation, cellular component: neuron projection membrane. Lineage: Eukaryota; Metazoa; Arthropoda; Insecta; Neuroptera; Chrysopidae. The annotation marks the transcript as partial. Gene Ontology annotation, biological process: synapse organization.
AACGAAAGUAGCUUCAAAAUAAUGACGAAGAAAUUAAAACGAUAUAUGCUCAGCAUGAACUUCUUUCUGAUAUGGAUAAUGUUCUUAGAGGUGUCAAAUGCAUUAAAAGAAGUGGUUAAACUUCAAUCAAAUAGUAUAUCCAGUGAAAAAUCAAUAAUUGAUAUUAAUAAUAACGAAAUUCAACAAGUGAUUGAAGCAAUUGGUAGCAGUACCACAACAAUACCAUCAACACCAUUGGGACCAUAUUUUGUUGAACGUGUAAAUGAAAACAUAUCAAUAAGUGCAUUGGUGGAUAAAACUGCUUAUCUAUCGUGUAAAGUGAAUAACUUGGGUAAUAAAACGGUAUCUUGGGUUCGUCAUCGUGAUGUCCAUUUAUUAACAGUGGGUAGAUACACGUAUACAUCAGAUGACCGAUUUCGUGCAAUCAAUGGGCUCAAUUCAAAUGAAUGGAUAUUACAAAUUAAAUAUCCACAACAACGAGAUGCUGGUGUAUAUGAAUGUCAGAUAAGCACAACACCACAUUUAAGUCGAUUCUAUGAAUUAAAUGUUAUAGAGCCGAAAGCAAGAAUCUUAGGGGGUUCAGAAAUGUACAUCGAUCAUGGUAGUACAAUAAAUAUUACUUGUUUGAUAAUUGGUGGACUUGAUCCACAAGGAUUUGUUUUUUGGUUUCAUAAUAAUCGGAUAAUAAACGAAAACAGUCCUCGUGGAGGUAUACAAAUCACCACAGAUCUGGGAUCAAAAGCAAAGAGUGUGUUGUUAAUAAAUAAUGCAAGACCAACUGAUUCAGGCCGUUAUGAUUGUAAUCCAACUAAUGCAGAUUAUAAAAGCAUUGUUAUACACGUUCUUAAAGGUAAUUAUCCAGAAGCAAUGCAACAUAACAACAGUGGUGCUCAAUUUUCAUCA